ACCCAACUCAGCGAGUUCUUCGUCAGCAUCUCUCGAGUCUUCUCUGAUCGGUCUCUCUCUCUCUCUCUCUCUGCGUGUUGAUUCCAGUAGAAAAGGCUUCAAAGUUUUGACCCUACAAAAGGCGGAACCACCACCACCACCACACCCCAACCACAACCACGACGCUCUUUGCAAUUAAUUAGACAUGCAACAAGGCUCUGCUCCUCCUCCAUAUUUUCAACAUCCCAACUUCCAAAACCCUAAUUCCUCCGAUCCCCCUUACGCCUCCGCUCCUCCCUUCACCGCUUCUUAUUCUAACCCCGAUUACUCUCUUUAUUUCCCCUCAUACCCUCCUCCUCCUCCUCCUCCUCCUUCAUAUUCUCAUAUUCCCGAUCCUGUCGCCGCUCCUCCCCCUCCUUCCUCUUACCCCCCUUCCUCUAGCCCCAAUCUUCCCCCCUUCAAUUCUCCACCUCAACCCUCUUCCUUCCCUCCUUUCGAUUCUCACCUUCCCUACCAACCACCCAAUCAACAGCCACAGCCACAGCCGCAGCCGCAACCGCAGCAGCAGCCGCAACCGCCCUAUUAUCCACCCUCCGAUCAGUUUCAGACACCUCCCAAUUAUGCUCCUCCCUCAAACCCUACUCCUAACCCAUCUCCUCUUCUAAAUCCGAAUUCUUCCUACUCCGCCGGCUACUCGGCACCGUACAGUCAUGCAAACGCUCCAACGCCUCCUGUCUAUGAUAACCCUUAUGAGAAUUCCGUGAAAUACGACGCUGCCGCUCCGUAUUUUGACGAUGGCUACGGUGCAUUCAAUCGUAGCCGGUCCGAUUUUGGUUCGGAUUUGUACGGGAAGCGAUCGGACAGUGGACUUUCCCAUUAUGACAGCGACGGUGUCUAUGCCUAUGAGGGGCCCAAGGUGGAGCCGUAUGGUGCUCGGGGCACGGCGCCCAAAUCUACUGCUUUCGAUGAUUACGGGAGGUCGAUCGGCUUUGGUUCUGCGAAAGAUUCCUCUGCGAACACCAAGAUCGUGCGAGCGGUGCCCAAGGCGGAGACGCAGCAAGACGUGAAGGGUGGGGUGCAGAAAUUUCGGGUCAAAUUAUUGCCCGAAAGCCUUGGUCAGAGCACCAUGGAUGUUCUUUGCCAGAUUGGUUUGGAUGGAAUACGGAUGCUUGAUCCCAGUACUAGUAGGACAUUGAGAAUAUAUCCUCUUGAGACCAUUUCAAGAUGCGAAGUUUCCGAUUCAUCUACACUUGCAUUUUGGUCCAAGAGUUCGGUGGACAUUGAGCCCAGACGUAUCAGAUUGCAAUCAAAUAGUUAUACUACCAAUACCCUUCUGGACACAGUGACUGCUGCAACUGUACAGAUCAAGGAGAUGGGUGGAAGAAGCAGACCUGUUGAUUCUUUGAAGAUAAAUGAGCAGCCUGGAGAAAAGAAGAAAGGACUUGUUGAUUGGAUGAACAUUAUAAAGCCUGGAAACGAAGAAAAAGAUCAUUGGGUCCCUGAUGAAGCUGUUUCAAAGUGUACAUCAUGUGGAACAGAUUUUGGAGCUUUCGUGCGCAGGCAUCACUGCAGGAACUGUGGAGAUAUUUUCUGUGACAAGUGUACCCAUGGUAGAAUUGCUUUAACCGUUGAUGAGAAUGCUCAGCCAGUUAGAGUUUGUGACCGAUGCAUGGCAGAAGUGACUCAGAGGCUGAGUAAUGCCAAGGAAGCUGCUAGUAAACCUGUAGCAGUGCAGAGUCAUGAGGAUCUUGCCAAAAAGCUUCAGGAGGAGAUGGAAAGGAAUCGAAGGGCAUCAUCAGGCUCUAAGUCUGAUGGCUCUGGGAGGCGGUUGAAGGAAGUUGCCUGUCCAAUCUGCACUGUCCAUUUGCAGGUCCAAGUUCCCAGCUCGGGUUCUGAGACCAUUGAGUGUGGGGUUUGCCAGCAUCCAUUCCUUGUGAGUGCCCAUUGAUACCGCGUACUUCAAUGAGGAAGUGCUCAAGUUGAAUGCUAUAUAUAUGUGGUUCAAAUUAUUUUAGUGGUGGAGCUGAUGUUGAUUAAUAAUUUGGAUUACCAUCUGCGUAUUGUUUACCCCCUCGCCCCCUCUUAACGUCUGGUUUUUGUACUUAAACUAUUUUCACCGCGAUGGUGUGCAUUUUUAUUUUCUUGUAAGCUACAUUAAGUGGGUCAUGGCUUUGUGUAUGGAAGUAACAGUUUAAUCUUCACGAGUACAUGUAGGGAAACGCUUGACAAUGA
Molecule: messenger RNA, 2211 nt
Organism: Carya illinoinensis
Lineage: Eukaryota; Viridiplantae; Streptophyta; Magnoliopsida; Fagales; Juglandaceae
Product: protein FREE1
Exons: 10
Coding region: 185-1927 (580 amino acids)
Biological process (GO): multivesicular body assembly; intralumenal vesicle formation
Cellular component (GO): ESCRT I complex; late endosome membrane
Molecular function (GO): metal ion binding; ubiquitin binding
Source: RefSeq, a predicted model, not a curated record